AUGUCAACAGAACAAAUAAACAAAGAUAUUCUGUCACAAGAUACGAAUGAAACGGUAUCAGUAGUUCAAAAUGAAACGUGUCUGAUAGACAAUGAACAAAAUUCAAACGAUAUCGCUAAUGAUAAACAUGGUGAAGAAUCUUCAGUAACAACUAUUGAAGAACAGAUUAUUAUUCCAGAAACAUCUACAGUAUUAGACAAUGAUGACUCUCUUUCAGAUCAGCUACAUGAAUAUCAAACUGAAAUUGCUCGUUUAAACUCCAUUAUUCAAUCUCAAAUAAAUGAAAUUGAUCAAUUAAAUUCUAAACUUGUUCAUCAAGAUCAAACAUAUCAACAACUUAUUUCAAAACUCAAAGAUGAUAAUCUUAAAGAAAAACAAGCACAAGUUGUUAAAUAUGCACAGUCAGAAAAACGUACACUCGAUUUAGAUAAACGUUAUGAACAACUUAUUCAAAAACAAAAUGAAUUACAACGUGAUAAAGAUUCAUUUCAACAAAAAUUACAGGAAUCUAAAACAUUAAAUAUACGCAUUCAACAAGCCUAUGAUUUAAAAUUAUCUGAAAUAUCACAAAUGAAAAAAGAUCAAGAUAAAUUAAGAGAAUUAUCACAAUCUAUUGAUCAGACAUUAAAAUCAACAUUGGCACAUUUAAAACAAGAAACACAACAAUUAAAAGAACAAAAAGAUUUAAAUGAACGACUCAAACGAGAAUAUAUUGAACAGAAAGAAGUAAAUGAACAAUUACGAAAACAGUAUAAAGAAUUAGCAGAAUUACAACAAGAAGUUACUCAAAACAUAGUUCCAUCAUCCGGUGACGAUGUACUCGCAUCAAACAAUGAUCUAGUAGAUGAUGCAACAAAACAAAUAUUAGAUCGAUGUCGAAAUUUAGAAUUACAAGUGAAUGAAAAAGUUCAACAAUGUGAUCAAUUAACAUGUGAACAGAAUCAAUCAAAACUAAAACUGACAAAUUUAAUUGAGGAAAAUUCAUUAUUACGAUCAAAAAUGAAAUUAUUAGAAGAAGAUAAAUUAUCAUUAGAAAAUGUAUUGGAAAAAGAUCAUUUAAAUAUGAAAAAAGAAAAAGAAUCAAAUAAAAAAAUUUAUGAUGAUCUACUUAAAUUACGUGAACAAGAUUGUGAAGAAUUAGCUAAAUUAAAAUUGAUUGAACACGAUUAUAUAGAAUUAAAAGAUGAUUAUGAACAAUAUCGAAAUAAAAAAAGUGAACUAUUAGAAUUUACGCAAAAAUUAACUGAAUUAAAUUCUACUAUUCAAAGUGAUUAUGAGCAAUUGACUUUGAAGCAUCAAUCAAUUGAAAAACAAUAUGUAGAGAUCAGUCAAUUAUAUCGAGAACAACAGACAAAAAUGAUUGAAUUAGAAAAAGAAUUACAAACAGUUAAACAAAACUAUGACGAAUUAAACUUAAAAUAUACAGAAUUAUUUAAUAAAUAUGACGUUUGUACGAGACAAUAUGAAGAUGAAAAAAUAGAAAAUCAAACAUUAAAAAAAAAACAUCAGGCAAACGUCAAAGAUUUGAUUAAACAACUGCAGCAAUUACAGAAAAAAUCAAGUGAUACAACACCGUCACCAACCACAAAGUGUUCGAUGAAUAAGUAUUCGCUAGCAAAUGUUCUAGAAUCAAAUUCAUCAUCUGUUUCUGACGUGCAGUCUUUUCAUUCUAGCCCAAAACAAAGUCCACUUGUUCGUAAAGAAAAUGGUGAUGGUAGUUCAUCACGUGGUUCACGUACCAGUUCAUGUUGUUCAUUAAAUGAUCAACCACCACCCAUCACUACAAUUGUUCAAGAUCAUAUAGCAAUUGAACAAUCAAAUAAUGAUUGUGAUGAAAUGGUGGUAAAUAUUGUUGAUAUUGAUCGUCAAAAACUCAUUGAUAAACUACUUAAACAACAAAAAUUAUUAGUUAGACGUAAAGAAAAAAUUGAAUUUCUCAAUGAUCAUAUUCUCAUAUUAACUCAAGAUUUACAAAAUAAACGAAAAGUUAUUCAAGCUUAUGCAAUGAAUGAAGAUGUAUUUAUGUAUACAUCAGAUGCUGCUGAUCAUAUGAAGCAAGAAUUGACGUCCAAAAAAAAUAGUUCUAAUUCAAUAAUGGCUACAUUAUAUACACAUGCAACGAAUCCAUUUCAUUUAUUGAACGGUGGUGGACAUAAAACGUCAGAACAGUCUAAUAUGACAAUGGAAACAAGUUAUGAUAUUAUGAGUAAACUGCAAGCAGUUCUAGAAGAUACACUAUUAAAAAAUAUCACAUUAAAAGAGAGUGUAGAUACAUUAAGUAAAGAAAUUGAACGAUUAAAUAAACAAUAA
Messenger RNA from Didymodactylos carnosus, 2310 nucleotides. The record is from the annotation of a GenBank genome assembly. NCBI's taxonomy places the organism in Eukaryota, Metazoa, Rotifera, Eurotatoria, Philodinida, Philodinidae.